AUGUUGAAUUAUAAUCCCGAAAGAUUUGACCCAAGCACUACACCAUGUGCAAUGCCUUUUAUUAAGGACGGUGAAAUCGUAAGAGUUCCGAAUUCAACGGUUUACACAGCUGUUCAAAACAGUUUACAAAACAUUUUAGCGAAUAUCUUUAAUUCAGAAACUACAGAAAUAAAAUUACCAUAUAUAACAGAUGCUAAAGAAAUUAAAUCAAAAACGACAACAUUAUUUACGUCACUUAAUGAUUUAAUGACUUAUAUCAUUAAUAUUCCUGCACCAACUAUAGCAUUUGAUCCAAACUCGACGGUUUGUAGUGUACCUUUCAUAAACGAUAACUCAUUAAUUACUUUAAGGGAUUCGACAGUAAAUGAAUCAUUAAAGGCGUCAUUAAUGAAAAUCAUUGAUUUUAACUCAUUCAUGAAUACAUAUAAUUCAUUCAUUAAUGUUUCAUAUGCUUCUAAAGAAGGUGAGCCAAAAACUAUCGAUAAAGCGGUGUAUGAAAUAAAAGCAUCAACGACGAAAUUGAAUUCGUUAACUUUUGACGGUGAUAGUUUCGUUAAUGACAUAACAUCGGGGAAAACAAUUUUAACGAAAGAAUAUUUAAAAUCUCAUGUUAGUGAGUUCGUUGAAAUUGAAAAAGAAGGUGGAAUUAAGUUCGAUCCACUGAAUUUCAUUUUCAGCUUAGCGAAUGCGGGUGUUAGUUUCGCUGAAUGGACAACUAUACAGAGUGAAAUAAAUGCAAUAUGGACGUUUUUGGGGUCAAAAGCGGGAAUGGGUGAGCUUGUAAAUGCUGCAAGAACAUUAGGUGAAACAGGAAAUUUUGUAGAUGGUUUUAAAAGACUUGUUUCAAAUGUUUUAACAAACACAAAGAAAUUAUUUAGAUAUACCGUACAUAACGGACGGAUUUUCGAACAGAUAGCAACAAACCCUCCGGUUAUGGCUGCGUUGAUGAUG
Molecule: messenger RNA, 951 nt
Organism: Trichomonas vaginalis G3
Lineage: Eukaryota; Parabasalia; Trichomonadida; Trichomonadidae
Exons: 1
Source: RefSeq, a predicted model, not a curated record